AUGUCGGGCAAGUACGCAUUUACAAAGGCCCUCAAGGAGGUGCGCUUCCUCUUCUGCCAGACGGGCGAACACAGCGCCGCGACCCGCUCCUUCGUCGCCAGAGCCUACCCCACGAUGAAGAAGAACAACCCCCAGACCCCCAUCCUCCUGCGCGAGGCCGCCGGCACGCUACCCAAGGUCUACGCGAGAUACGAGUUCGGUGUUGAGAAGAGCCAAUCGCUCGAGGGCCUGUCGGACAAGCAGAUCGAGGACACAGUCACCACCUUGGUCAAGAACGGCGCAUGA
Molecule: messenger RNA, 285 nt
Organism: Colletotrichum graminicola M1.001
Lineage: Eukaryota; Fungi; Ascomycota; Sordariomycetes; Glomerellales; Glomerellaceae
Exons: 4
Coding region: 1-285 (94 amino acids)
Source: RefSeq, a predicted model, not a curated record